AUGGUGGCUGGAAUGCUGAUGCCCCUGCCCCAACUACGGGCCAUCUACGAGCUGCUGUUCCGGGACGGGGUAGUGGUGGCUGAAGACAACCACUGCCCUGGGUCCCGGCACCCCGAGGUGCGCGGAGUGUCCAACCUGCAGGUGAAGCGGGCCCUGGACUCUCUGAAGUCGCGGGGUCUGGUCCGGGAGACCUUUGUUUGGAGACAUCACUACUGGUACCUGACGGACCAGGGGGUGGGCUUCCUGCGUCAGUACCUCCACCUCCCCACCGACAUUGUGCCUGCCCCCCUCCAGCGCCAGCCCAGGGGCAGGGUCCGGAGCCGGGUGCCUGGUCCUAUCCCCUCACAACGGCCCCCAGCACCCUCCACCUUCGCGCAGCCAGACAGACAGGAGUAUCGCAAGGACAAGGAGAAGGGGCCCCAGCGGGAGCUGAGGCUCAACGGGACACCAGCAGGUUAG
Pristis pectinata (smalltooth sawfish) is the source of this 459-nucleotide messenger RNA. Its product is annotated as 40S ribosomal protein S10-like. The transcript has a single exon. Gene Ontology annotation, cellular component: cytosolic small ribosomal subunit. Lineage: Eukaryota; Metazoa; Chordata; Chondrichthyes; Rhinopristiformes; Pristidae. Gene Ontology annotation, molecular function: RNA binding; structural constituent of ribosome. Bases 1 to 459 code for a protein of 152 amino acids. The record is from RefSeq and is a predicted model, not a curated record.